AGGUAUUGUGUAUAAAAGCCGACUCGACGAUCCACUCUUUCACUUACUUCUCGAGUAGAUCAAACAUGAAGGUGUUGCUAAUUCUGUGUACCGUCGCUCUCGCAUACGCUUCCAAACCAUCCUGUCGACUAGAACCCGAAACGGGUUUGUGUCGCGCCCGCUUUCCUCGUUUCUACUACGAUCCCGAAGAUGACACCUGCAAGAAAUUCGUCUACGGAGGAUGCGGAGGAAACGAUAACAACUACGAAACCGAAGAGGAAUGUUUAGCGGAUUGCAGAGAAACCGAAUAUUCUGUGGAUUCCGUUGCUUAUUGCCACCUGAAGCCGGAACGAGGAAUGUGCUUGGCUUACAUGCCGCGUUAUUAUUACAAUGCCAAAACGCGUAAAUGUGAGAAAUUCAUCUAUGGUGGAUGCGGUGGCAACGCCAAUAACUUCGAGAGUCGAGAGGCAUGCGAAGACAAAUGCAUCCAGCCAGAAGUCGAGUUUGCUGAGGUUCCU
This is a messenger RNA of Centruroides sculpturatus (bark scorpion), 497 nucleotides long. Its product is annotated as kunitz-type serine protease inhibitor A-like. Gene Ontology annotation, molecular function: serine-type endopeptidase inhibitor activity. The record is from RefSeq and is a predicted model, not a curated record. The annotation marks the transcript as partial. NCBI's taxonomy places the organism in Eukaryota, Metazoa, Arthropoda, Arachnida, Scorpiones, Buthidae. The transcript has 4 exons.